AUGAGUGUAGGUUUGGACUUAAAACGUUUUGAGUACUUCAACCCUCCAACAGAUGGCGCGACAGUCAAGCACAAGGCUUGAGCAGAGGGAGGUUCAGGUGGUCAACAGGGGGAGCUGAGCAGCCAGAGCAGGUCUUCUGGGCGCAGGCAGGUACAGGUAACUACCAAAAUAAAGGAAACACCAACAUAAUGUCUUAAUAGGGCAUUGCGCCACCACGUGCCAGAACAGCUUCAAUGCACCUUGGCAUAGAUUGUACAAGUGUCUGGAACUCUAUUGGAGGGAUGCGACACCAUUCUUCCACAAGAAAUUCCAACAUUUGUUGUUUUGUUGAUGGUGGUGGAAAAUGCUGUCUCAGGCACCGCUCCAGAAUCUCCCAUAAGUGUUAAAUUGGGUUGAGAUCUGGUGACUGAGACGGCCAUGGCAUAUGGUUUACAUCGUUUUCAUGCUCAUCAAACCAUUCGUUGACCACUCGUGCCCUGUGGAUGGGGGCAUAGCCAUUGUAGCCAAAAUAAUGGCCUGCCAUGCAUUUUAUACAUGACCCUAAGCAUGAUGGGAUGUUAAUUGCUUAAUUAACUCAGGAACCACACCUGUGUGGAAGCACCUGCUUUCAAUAUACUUUAUAUCCCUCAUUUACUUAAGUGUUUCCAUUAUUUUGGCAGUUACCUGUAGCUCAAGGCAUCUCGCCGGCCACGUCUUCUCCAUAGCGUAGCUAUGUGACGCAACUGUCUGGAUGAGAACCAAAACAAAUUUCAAACGUAUGUCCUUCAACCAUUACUGGAGAUAUUAGGCCUAGAUUGUUUUGAUUUGAAUAGCAUCAAAAAGGUAAACCACUGCCAGCUGUAUGUGCAGUAUAGUAGACAGACAUUGGAAAAUACCAUUAAUAUAGGCCUAGUAAUAUCUGAAAAGGUCAGUAGGUCUGGAGAAUGUGUUUUCAUCCUCUGAGCCAUCGAACACCAGCUUUCUUUUUCAUAGCCUAUAGAAGUCCCAUAGGUUAUCCUCUAUGUUCUGUGUUUAAAAUAGCAAAUGAUUCUUGAAGAUCCGUUCUUUAAUAUUAGAUGUGUAGCUAUGUCCAGUCAAUGAUUGCUGUGUGUAAAGUAUCUGAGACAGUGUCAGUAUGUAGGCUAACAAGAUUGGAUAAUGCUGGAUUAUAUGGUCAGUUGGUCACAGUCAUUAUUACAGUCAGAUGUGGUCAGCACAGAGAGCAUGGUGUAUGAUGACUGACAUACACACCUUCUCUAUAGUGUGUGUGUGUGUGUGUGACAGUGCUUUUGGAUUGCUUUGCAUAAAAAGUGUGAUAACACCCAAGUUGUGGUGAUGGGGCACAGCACUGACCCUGAUAUGCAAAUAAUUGGUGGUUCAGACUCUUGAGAUUGGCCUACCUAUGACAUUGGAUACCAUGAACUCAAAUGGGUGUAUUGUGUCCAAUCUAAUGAUUGAAUUAUAUUGUAUUACUCGCUUGUUAAACCUGAGUCAGUCUCUAAUAACAGUAACGGGAGAUUUGCUUUAUGCUGUGGCUGGGCUAUAGGCUAGUCGGAUAUGCUGUAAUGCUAGUUGAAAUCUUGUUAUUUAGCCUCAAAAGGCUUCUCAAAACUAGGCUUCUGUGAAUGUAUUAGUUGGUAGAGCUGGGCAAUAUGGAUAAAAUAUAUCACAAUUUUCUUCACAUUUUUGACAGUGACGGUAUUUUCUGUUGUUAAAUAAUACAAUUUCUAAAUAUGCUUUAUUAGUAGUUCAUGACCCUAGGGUGGCAACACAUUAUGUGAUUUCAUUGGGGGCUUUCUACAUUUAUACUCUCAACAAAAAUUAUUUUCAGCAUCAAUUUCUGUAUUUCCUGCACUUUUAUUAUAAUUUGCGCACUGUGCCAAGCAGCAUGAUAUGGACAAUAUCUAGUCUUAGUUAAUUGGUGAACUGUUGGAAUCUUGGAAAUAUAAUUAUUCUAAUUCUAUUGUUGGAAUAGAGUGGGCAGGACCUAGAAUACAUUGUUGUUUGACAUGACAAUUCAUUAAUAAGCCAGGGAGGAAUUAUUGACAGGGUAGGGACCAAAGUGUUGGUCAGUGUUUCCAGGUGACCCUAAUUAGAUAUUACAUUACAUGUUUUCUCACUACAUGUAGCUUGCUAGCUAGCCAGCCAACAUAAUCAUGCUUCGCCUAUUCCUCUCUGAUAAGAUACCGUUGCACAAACAUGCUUAUUUAGGCAAAUCAAAUCAAAUUGUAUUGGUCACAUGCGCCGAAUACAACAGGUGCAGACAUUACAGUGAAAUGCUUACUUACAGCCCUUAACCAACAGUAUAUUUAUUUUUAACAAAAAAAGUAAAAAUAAAACAACAACAAAAAAAGUGUUGAGAAAAAAAAGAGCAGAAGUAAAAUAAACCUGGGGGCGGCCCGUCAGGAAGUCCAGGAUCCAGUUGCAGAGGGAGGUGUUUAGUCCCAGGAUCCUUAGCUUAGUGAUGAGCUUAGAGGGCACUAUGGUGUUGAAUGCUGAGCUGUAGUCAAUGAAUAGCAUUCUCACGUAGGUGUUCCUCUUGUCCAGGUGGGAAAGGGCAGUGUGGAGUGCAAUAGAGAUUGCAACAUCUGUGGAUCUGUUGGGGCGGUAUGCAAAUUGGAGUGGGUCUAGGGUUUCUGGGAUAAUGCUGUUGAUGUGAGCCAUGACCAGCCUUUCAAAGCACUUCAUGGCUACAUACGUCAGUGCUACGGGUCGGUAGUCAUUUAGGCAGGUUAUCUUAGAGUCCUUGGGCACGGGGACUAUGGUGGUCUGCUUGAAACAUGUUGGUAUUGCAGACUCAGUCAGGGACAUGUUGAAAAUGUCAGUGAAGACACUUGCCAGUUGGUCAGCACAUGCUCGGAGUACACGUCCUGGUAAUCCGUCUGGCCCUGCGGCCUUGUGAAUGUUGACCUGCUUAAAAGUCUUACUCACAUCGGCUACGGAGAGCGUGAUCACAUAGUCAUCCGGAACAGCUGGUGCUCUCAUGCAUGCUUCAGUGUUGCUUGCCUAGAAGCGAGCAUAGAAGUGGUUUAGCUCGUCUGGUAGGCUUGUGUCACUGGGCAGCUCGCGGCUGUGCUUCCCUUUGUAGUCUGUAAUAGUUUUCAAGCCCUGCCACAUCCGACGAGCGUCAGAGCCAGUGUAGUACGAUUCAAUCUUAGUCCUGUAUUGACUCUUUGCCUGUUUGAUGGUUCGUCGGAGGUCAUAGCGGGAUUUCUUAUAAGCGUCCGGGUUAGAGUCCCGUUCCUUGAAAGCGGCAGCUCUACCCUUUAGCUCAGUGCGGAUGUUUCCUGUAAUCCAUGGCUUCUGGUUGGGGUAUGUACGUACGGUCACUGUGGGGAUGACAUCAUCGAUGCACUUAUUGAUGAAGCCAGUGACUGAUGUGGUGUACUCCUCAAUGCUGUCUGAAGAAUCCUGGAACAUGUUCCAGUCUGUGCUAGCAAAACAGUCCUGUAGCUUAGCAUCUGUGUCAUCUGACCACUUUUUUAUUAACCGAGUCACUGGUGCUUCCUGCUUUAGUUUUUGCUCGGAAGCGGGAAUCAGGAGGAUAGAGUUAUGGUCAGAUUUGCCAAAUGGAGGGUGAGAGAGAGCUUUGUACGAGUCUCUGUGUGUGGAGUAAAGGUGGUCUAGAGUUUUUUUUUUUCCUCUGGUUGCACAUUUAACAUGCUGGUAGAAAUUAGGUAGAACGGAUUUAAGUUUCCCUGCAUUAAAGUCCCCGGCCACUAGGAGCGCUGCAUCUGGAUGAGCGUUUUCCUGUUGAUUUAUGGCCUUGUACAACUCAUUCAGUGCAAUCUUAAUGCCAGCAUUGGUUUGUGGUGGUAAAUAGACAGCUAUGAAAAAUAUAGAUGAAAACUAUCUUGGUAAAUAGUGUGGUCUACAGCUUAUCAUAAGAUACUCUACCUCAGGCGAGCAAAACCUCGAGACUUCCUUAGUAUUUGAUUUUGUGCACCAGCUGUUGUUUACAAAUAUACACAGACUGCCACCCCUUGUCUUACCGGAGUCAACCGUUCUAUCCUGCCGAUGUAGCGUAUAGCCCGCUAGCUGUAUGAUAUCCAUGUCGUCGUUCAGCCACGACUCGGUGAAACAUAAGAUAUUACAGUUUUUAAUAUCCCGUUGGUAGGAUAACCGUAAUCUUAGGUCAUCCAAUUUAUUUUCAAAUGAUUGAACGUUGGCUAAUAGGAUUGAUGGAAGAGGCAGUUUACUCGCUCGCCGUCGGAUCCUUACAAGGCACCCCGAUCUACGUCCACGAUAUCUCCGUCUCUUCCUCACGCGAAUGACGGGGAUUUGGGCCUUGUCGGGUGUCUGUAUGAUAUCCUUCGCGGCCGCCUCGUUGAAGAAAAAAUCUUCGUCCAAUACGAGGUGAGUAAUCGCUGUCCUGAUAUCCAGAAGCUCUUUUUGGUUAUAAGAGAUGAUGGCAGAAACAUUAUUUACAAAAUAAAUUACAAAUAACGCGGAAAAACACACAUAAUAGUACAAUUGGUUAGAGGGCUGUAAAACGGCAGCCAUCUUCUCCGGCGCAGUAUUAUGCUCUGACUCUUUGUUUUUUAUUUUUCUUGUUUUUUUAGGGGGUAGGUCAGCUUUAAUAUUGCAGAUAGAUUGUAACUUCCAUCAAUGUAAACUUCCAAUCCCCAAUAUGUUUUUUUUCUUUUUUUCUCUCGCAUAUAUAUAUAUACACACACACACACACACACACACACACACACACACACACACACAUAUAUAUAUAUAUAUAUAUAUAUAUAUAUAUAUAUAUAUAUAUAUAUAUAUAUAUAUAUAUAUAUAUAUAUAUAUAUAUAUAUAUACACACACAUGCAUACAUACAGUGAGAGAAAAAAGCAUUUGAUCCCCUGCUGAUUUUGUACGGUUGCCCAUUGACAAAGACAUGAUCAGUCUAUAAUUUUAAUAGUAGGUUUAUUUGAACAGUGAGAGACAGAAUAACAAGAAUCCAGAAAAACGCAUGUAAAAAAUGUUAUCAAUUGAUUUGCAUUUUUAAUGAGGGAAAUAAGUAUUUGACCCCUCUGCAAAACCCUUGUUGGCAAUCACAGAGGUCAGAUGUUUCUUGUAGUUGGCCACCAGGUUUGGACACAUCUCAGGAGGGAUUUUGUUCCACUCCUCUUUGCAGAUCUUCUCCAAGUCAUUAAGCUUUCGAGGCUGACGUUUGGCAACUCGAACCUUCAGCUCCCUCCACAUAUUUGCUAUGGGAUUAAGGUCUGGAGACUGGCUAGACCACUCCAGGACCUUAAUGUGCUUCUUCUUGAGCCACUCCUCUGUUGCCUUGGCCGUGUGUUUUGGGUCAUUGUCAUGCUGCAAUACCCAUCCACGACCCAUUUUCAAUGCCCUGGCUGAGGGAAGGAGGUUCUCACCCAAGAUUUGACAGUAUAUGGCCCCAUCCAUCGUCCCUUUUGAUGCGGUGAAGUUGUCCUGUCCCCUUAGCAGAAAAACACCCCCAAAGCAUAAUGUUUCCACCUCCACGUUUGACGGUGGGGAUGGUGUUCUUGGGGUCAUAGGCAGCAUUCCUCCUCCUCCAAACACGACGAGUUGAGUUGAUGCCAAAGAGCUCGAUUUUGGUCUCAUCUGACCACAACACUUUCACCCAGUUCUCCUCUGAAUCAUUCAGAUGUUCAUUGGCACAUUUCAGACGGGCCUGUAUAUGUGCUUUCUUGAGCAGGGGGACCUUGCGGGCCCUGCAGGAUUUCAGUCCUUCACGGCGUAGUGUGUUACCAAUUGUUUUCUUGGUGACUAUGGUCCCAGCUGCCUUGAGAUCAUUGACAAGAUCCUCCCGUGUAGUUCUGGGCUGAUUCCUCACCGUUCUCAUGAUCAUUGCAACUCCACGAGGUGAGAUCUUGGGGCGGCAGGUAGCUUAGUGGUUAAGAACGUUGUGCCAGUAACUGAAAGGUCGCUGGUUCUAAUCCCCGAGCCAACUAGGUGAAAAAUCUGUCGAUGUGCCCUUGAGCAAGGCACUUAACCCUAAUUGCUCAUGUAAGUCGCUCUGGAUAAGAGCGUCUGCUAAAUGACUAAAAUGUAAAAUGUAAACUUGCAUGGAGCCCCAGGCCGAGGGAGAUUGACAGUUCUUUUGUGUUUCUUCCAUUUGCGAAUAAUCGCACCAACUGUUGUCACCUUCUCACCAAGCUGCUUGGCGAUGGUAUUGUAGCCCAUUCCAGCCUUGUGUAGGUCUACAAUCUUGUCCCUGACAUCCUUGGAGAGCUCUUUGGUCUAGGCCAUGGUGGAGAGUUUGGAAUCUGAUUUGAUUGAUUGCUUCUGUGGACAGGUGUCUUUUUAUACAGGUAACAAACUGAGAUUAGGAGCACUCCCUGUAAGAGUGUGCUCCUAAUCUCAGUUCGUUACCUGUAUAAAAGACACCUGGGAGCCAGAAUUCUUUCUGAUUGAGAGGGGGUCAAAUACUUAUUUCCCUCAUUAAAAUGCAAAUCAAUUCAUAACAAUUUUGACAUGCGUUUUUCUGGAUUUUUUUGUUGUUAUUCUGUCUCUCACUGUUCAAAUAAACCUACCAUUAAAAUUAUAGACUGAUCAUGUCUUUGUCAGUGGGCAAACGUACAAAAUCAGCAGGGGAUCAAAUACUUUUUUCCCUCACUGUGUGUGUGUGUGUGUAUAUAUAUAUCUAUAUCUCCUUUAAAAAUAUAUAUAUUUCCCUUUAUUACUUUCCAACCCCACCAUCCCUUCCCUAAUUGGAGUAAAGUAGUGAACAACAACGCUUAGGCCUCUACUUCAUGCUUAUACAUACUAUAUACAUUUUAUGGACACAGUCAAUAAUUAUAUAUUGUUUGUUUUUUUCUCCUGAACUUCCUCUGAUCAUUUUCAUGAUGUCCAUCUGGUAUGCUUCUAUAUGCCAUAUCUUUCUAACUGUGCUCUGACUCUUAGUGCAUUUAGCAAGCUAACUAGCCAUCUAACUAGCGUUUGGCAUUAGCGGCUAACAUAAAUUAUUUUAGCAACACCUUGCUAAGAAACUACAAACUAGCAGACAUUAGUUACACAAACGAAUGGUGUAAUUAUAUAAGGCUUGUGGAAGCAGCAUGUCACCAACAUUGUUGCAUCCAUCUGACCAUUGAGUGAACGGCAAGUGGUCGAGCAACUACUAUCUCCUUGAGUGUCAGGGCUUGGUUUGGUUUAGCAUCAUGCAGCAGCAGGAGGAGAGGGAGAGAGAUGACUCAUGUAGCAAAUGGAGUGAACUAUAAAAAAUGGACAUUAUACACGCCAGAGUUGCGCAUCACAUUUAACAAGGCAAACAUUGAAAUACCAUUAUAGAAGGUAGAAAUUCAUACCGGUCUGCGCAUCAGUACCGGGGUAUAGUAAAAUACGAUAUACCGCCCAGCCCUAUUAGUUUGUGUGUCAGUGUAAUACGAUAUACCGCCCAGCCCUAUUAGUUUGUGUGUCAGUGUAAUGGGCUCUUAGUGCUUGAUCUGUCCUCUCACCCCCCCUCCUCCUCCUCCUCCGGUCCAAGAUAGUCUGGCUGCUUCUGACAAGACUUAUUGCCUCUGAGCACUCUCUCCUUUUUACCGAAGUGGAUACACUCUCACAUACACACAAGCAAAUGCUUGCGCACUGUACACACACAGGGUACACAUACACGAAGGGAGGGAGUAAACUCUGGAAUCCAUCAUUCAACACUGUCGUUGUGUGGCGUGGCAGACUGCUAUCCCUGUUCAGCCUCAGACCAAAGAGCUGUCACUCAAGAGAUCAACUUAAGGUUCUCUGUAAUGGGUGAUAGAACAAGGCAUGCAGAUAGUGUGCUUGAGUGCGUGGCUGGGAGUGUGUGGGUUUUUGUGUAACUGAUUUGGUGCCCGUGUUUGUAAUUGAUGAGAUGGGUGUGUAAGUUGAUGAGAUGCGUGAGUGUGUAAACUGAUGAGAUGUGUGUGUAACCUUAGCUGAUGAAGUGUGUGUGCACCCUGGCUGUUUUGCUGCAGUAGUGGUAAAUGUUUAAUUAUUCAGAGCCCCUAGCAGCCUCUAGGCUGGCCCUGCUGUCUGUAGUCGGUCGUGGGACUGAGACUGCGUCCCAAAUAGACGCAAUACUUUUGACCAGGGCCUAUAGGGUGAGGUGCACUAUAUAGGGAAUAGGGUGCUAUUUAGGACGUAGCCAGAGACAGGGAUUUCCUGCCUCUUAUCUCGCCGCCUGCUUCUCGUUGCUGUUAGCUGCUGGGACGGAGGCUGUUCCUUUAUGGCCAAGAGACUGAGGGAGGGCAAGCUUUUACGCUGACGACAUGAAAAGUCAGCAAAUUUACUGUCGUGGACUGGUACGUGAGGGGGGUGUAAUUGAACCAGUCAAACAGACUAAAGUGAUUGCACUCUCUUUCCUUCUGUCCCUCUCUCUUUCUUUCCCCCUCCCUGCACCUGUAUUUCCCCCCCUCUCUCUCUCCCCUUUCUCUCUCCCUCCUUUUCCUCACCAUUCCCUCUCUCAAUCCCUCUCUCCAGCCAACACAUACUUCUUCAUGGUGCAGGCCCAGGGCAUCAUGUUGAGGGAUAAUGUGAGGACCAUUGGUCAGAUGAUCAGACUCUACGCCAAUAAGAACAGUACCCUCAACGGCACUGGUGAGUUUGAUUGGAGACACCCGUCCCACCAACAUGACACGAUGGGCAGCCAAAUAUCAAAAUAAUGGCCCUUGCUAAAGGGACUGCAGUUGCUGCUAUUUUUCUUCUGAGGUUCUUGUAAUUUUUGGCUGCACUUCGUCACUUUUGUCUAACUGCUGUCUACUCCCAUCCACCUCCUAUCUUAAGCAGCAUUCCUCCCUUAAAAAGUAAAAUCGAGAUAUCAAUUAUACACUUCCCUACUAAUCUAUUUGGACUGUGACACUAAAACAUUUAAUUUGGCUCUAUACUCCAGCAUUUUGGAUUUGAGAUCAAAUGUUUCAUAUGAGGUGACAGUACAGAAUUGACACUUUAUGUAUCUAGUCCCCCCAAUUUUAAGAUGUCAUAAGUAUACUGAGCAAAAAUAUAAAUGCAACUUGUGACAAUUUCAAAGAUUUUACUGAGUUACAGUUCAUAUAAGGAAAUCAGUCAAUUGAAAGAAAUGAAUUAGUCCCUAAUCUAUGGAUUUCACAUGACUGGGUAGGGGUGCAGCCAUGGGUGGGCCUUGGAGGACAUAGGCCCACCUACUGGGAAAGCCAGGCCCAAACAAUCAGAAUUAGUUUUUCCCCACAAAAGAGCUUUAUUACAGACAGAAAUAAUCCUCAGUAGGCUACAUCAAGCUUGUGACUACAAACUUGUUGGAUGCAUUUUGUUUAGGUUGUUUCCGAUUUAUUUUGUGCCCAAUAUAAAUGAAUGGUAAAUAAUAUAUUGACAUUAUGGAGACACUGUUAUUUUAAAUAAGAAUAGAAUAUGUCUCAUUCUACAUUAAUGUGGACGCUACCAUGAUAAUGGAUAAUCAUGAAUGAAUCGUGAAUAAUGAGGAGUGAGAAAGUCAGAGACAUAAAUAUUCCAAAAAAAUACUCCCUCCCCUGUUAUUGGUAAUGGUGAGAGGUUAAGAUGGUCUUGGGGGUAUGAUCUUUGUGCCUCUAACUUUCUCAUACAUCAUUCAUUAUUAUCUGUAAUCAUGGUAGCAUCCACAUUAAUGUAGAAGUGUUAAGAAACAUUCUAUUCUUAUUUACAAUAAAAACAUUAUUUACCAUUCAGGUCUCCUGUAGCUCAGUUGGUAGAGCAUGGCGCUUGCAACAGCAGGGUUGUGGGUUCGAUUCCCACGGGGGGCCAGUAUGAAAAACAGUAUGAAAAAUGUAUGCACUCACUAACUGUAAGUCGCUCUGGAUAAGAGUGUCUGCUAAAUGACUAAAAUGUUUAAAAAAAUAUAUUGGCCACAACAUAAUCUGAAACACAACCAAAACAAUCUGUAAAUGCAUCCAACAAGGUUGUAGAGUCACAAGCUUGAUGUAGUUAUUGUGUGCUAGGUAUUUGGGACCAAAUACUAAACUUUUGACUACUUGAACACGCUUACAGUGCCUUCGGAAAGUAUUCAGACCCCUUGACUUUUUCCACAUUUUGUUACGUUACAGCCUUAUUCUAAAAUGGAUUAAAUAAAGAAGAAUCCUCAGCAAUCUACACACAAUACCCCAUAAUAACAAAGCGAAAACAGGUUUUUAGAAAUGUUUGCAAAUUUAUUAAACUUAAAAAACAAAUACCUUAUUUACAUAAGUAUUCAGACCCUUUGCUAUGAGACUCGAAAUUGAGUUUCUACAACUUAAUUGGAGUCCACCUGUGGUAAAUUCAAUUGAUUGGACAUGAUUUGGAAAGGCACACACCUGUCUAUAUAAGGUCCCACAGUUGACAGUGCAUGUCAGAGCAAAAACAAAGCCAUGAGGUCGAAGGAAUUGUCCGUAGAGCUCCGAGACAGGAUUGUGUUGAGGCACAGAUCUGGGGAAGGGUUACCAAAAAAUGUCUACAGCAUUGAAGGUCCCAAGAACACAGUGGCCUCCAUCAUUCUUAAAUGGAAGAAGUUUGGAACCACCAAGACUCUUACUAGAGCUGGCCGCCUGGCCAAUCUGAGUAAUCGGGGGAGAAGGGCCUUGGUCAGGUAGGUGACCAAGAACCCAAUGGUCACUCUGGCAGAGCUCCAGAAUUCCUCUGUGGAGAUGGGAGAACCUUCCAGAAGGACAACCAUCUUUGCAGCACUCCACCAAUCAAGCCUUUAUGGUAGAGUGGCCAGAUGGAAGUCAUUCCUCAGUAAAAUGGCACAUGACAGCCCGCUUGGAGUUUGCCAAAAGUCACCUAAAGACUUUCAGACCGUGAGACCUUGUCUGAUGAAACCAAGAUUCAACUCUUUGGCCUGAAUGCCAAGUGUCAAGUCUGGAGGAAACCUGGCACCAUCCCUACGGUGAAGCAUGGUGGUGGCAGAAUCAUGCUGUGGGGGUGUUUUUCAGUGGCAGGGACUGGGAGACUAGUCAGGAUCGAGGCAAAGAUUAACAGAGCAAAGUACAGAGAGAUCCUUGAGGAAAACCUGCUCUAGAGCGCUCAGGACCUCAGACUGGGGCAAAGGUUCAUCUUCCUACAGGACAACGACCCUAAGCACAUAGCUGAAUGUCCUUGAGUAGCCCAUCCAGAGCCCGGACUUGAACCCGAUCUAACAUCUCUGGAGAGACCUGAAAAUAGCUGUGCAGCAACGCUCCCCAUCCAACCUGACAGAGCGAGAGGAUCUGCAGAGAAGAAUGGGAGAAACUCCCCAAAUACAGGUGUGCCAAGCUUGUAGCGUCAUACCCAAGAAGACUCGAGCCUGUAAUUGCUGCCAAAGGUGCUUCAACAAAGUACUGAGUAAAGGGUCUGAAUACUUAUGUAAAUGUUUUAUAUAUAUAUAUAUAUAUAUAUAUAUAUUUGUUUUAUUAACCUGUUUUUGCUUUAUCAAUAUGGGGUAUUGUGUGUAGAUUGAUGAGAGAAAAAAACAAGAAUUUAAUACAUUUUAGAAUAAGGCUGUAACGUAACAAAAUGUGGAAAAAGUCAAUGGGUCUGAAUACUUUCCGAAGGCACUCUAUAAGUGAAUUCAUCCAAAUACUUAGGGCCCUCCUGAAUUAUUGGCACCCUAGGUAAAUAUGAACAAAAAAGGCUGUGAUUUUUUUUUUAUUGUUUAUCAGCUUGAUCUUACACUCAAAUAUGUUAUGAUUCUAACCUUUGAGUAAAAAUUGUUCAAAAAUAAUAGUCAUCAAGAAAUAAAAAAAAUUCAAGAACAUGCGUCUCACAUUUGCUGGCACCCCUAGAAAUUCUAAUGAAAAAAAUCUGAUGUAUAUUCCGAUUUUAUGAAUUUACCUGUUAAAGCUCAUCUGAGUUUUUGGGAACUCUUAAGUGGUCAUCCAUUACUUCCUGUUUCACUGGGGUAUAAAUAUGAGGUGACACACAGGCUAAACUCCCUUAGUCAUCCAUCAACAUGGGAAAGGCCAGAGAACACACACAUGAAAUGAGACAAUGUUGUUGACCUUCACAAGUCAGGCAAUGGCUAUAAAAAGAUAGCUACGUGCCUGAAAAUACCCAUCUCCACUAUUAGGGUCAAUAAUUAAGAAAUGUAAAACAAAUGGAGCUGUGAUGAACUUGCCUGGAAGAGGACGCAAGUGUAUUUUGCCUCCACGCACAGUGAGAAGGAUGGUUCAAGUAGCAAAAAAAUCUCCAAGAAUUACAGUUGGAGAAUUGCAGAAGUUAGUUACAUCUUGGGGUCUCCAAAACUACAAUUAGACCUCACCUCCAUGCCAACAAGUUAUUUGGAUGCCAGAAGAAAGCCUCUGCUGUCACCAAACCACAAAUGUAAGUACCUGGAGUUUGCUAAAUGUCAUUGGAACUUUGAUUGGAAUCAGGUUCUAUUGUCUGAUGAGACUAAAAUAUAUAUUUUUGGCAACAAACACCAGAGGUGGGUUUGGCGUAAAAAAGAGCCAUGGUCAUGCAGAAAAUAACCUAAUCCCCACUGUGAAGAAUGGUUCUGGAUCUGUGAUGUUGUGGGGCUGUUUUAUUUCCAAAGGCCCUGGGAACCUUGUUAGGAGUACACCACAUCAGUCACUGGCUUCAUCGAUGACGUCGUCCCCACAGUGACUGUACGUACAUACCCCAACCAGAAGCCAUGGAUUGCAGGCAACAUCCGCACUGAGCUAAAGGGUAGAGCUGCCGCUUUCAAGGAGUGGGACUCUAACCCGGAAGCUUAUAAGAAAUCCCGCUAUGCCCUCUGAACCAUCAAACAGGCAAAGCGUCAAUACAGGACUAAGAUCGAAUCGUACUACACCGGCUCCGAAGCUCGUCGGAUGUGGCAGGGCUUGCAAACUAUUACAGACUACAAAGGGAAGCACAGCCGCGAGCUGCCCAGUGACACAAGCCUACCAGACGAGCUAAAUUACUUCUAUGCUCGCUUCGAGGCAAGUAACACUGAAACAUGCAUGAGAGCAUCAGCUGUUCCGGACGACUGUGUGUACUCCAAGCAUGCGCUGACCAACUGGCAAGUGUCUUCACUGACAUUUCCAACCUCUCCCUGUUUGAGUCUGUAGUACCAACAUGUUUCAAGCAGACGACCAUAGUCCCUGUGCCCAAGAACACUAUGGUAACCUGCCUAAAUGACUACCGACCCGUAGCACUCACGUCUGUAGCCAUGAAGUCCUUUGAAAGGCUGGUCUUGGCUCACAUUAACGCCAUUAUCCCAGAAACCCUAGACACACUACAUUUGCAUACCGCCCCAACAGAUCCACAGAUGAUGCAAUCUCUAUUGCGCUCCACACUGCCCUUUCACACCUGGACAAAAGGAACACCUAUGUGAGAAUGCUAUUUAUUGACUACAGCUCAGCGUUCAACACCAUAAUGCCCUCAAAGCUCCUCACUAAGCUAAGGACCCUGGGACUAAACACCUCCCUCUGCAACUGGAUCCUGGACUUCCUGACGGGCCGCCCCCAGGUGGUAAUGGUAGGGAACAACACAUCUGCCACGCUGAUCCUCAACACAGGGCCCCCUUAGGGGUGCGUUCUCAGUCCCCUCCUGUACUCCCUGUUCACUCAUGACUGCAUGUCUAGGCACGACUCCAACACAAUCAUUAAGUUUGCUGAUGACAGAACAGUGGUAGGCCUGAUCACCGACAACGACGAGACAGCCUGUUGGGAGGAGGUCAGAGACCUGGCCGUGUGGAGCCAGGACAACAACCUCUCCCUCAACGUGAUCAAGACAAAGGAGAUGAUUGUGGACUACAGGAAAAAGAAGAGGACUGAGCACACCCCCAUUCUCAUUGAUGGGGCUGUAGUGGAGCAGCUUGAGAGCUUGGUGUCCACAUCACCAACAAACUAACAUGGUCCAAGCACACCAAGACCGUCGUGAAGAGGGCAUGACAAAACCUAUUCCCCCUAAGGAGACUGAAAAGAUUUGGCAUGGGUCAUCAGAUCCUCAAAAGGUUCUACAGCUGCACCAUCAAGAGCAUCCUGACUGGUUGCAUCACUGCCUGGUAUGGGAACUGCUCGACCUCCGACUGCAAGGCACUACAGAGGGUAGUGCUUAUGGCCCAGUACAUCACUGGGGCUAAGGUUCCUUCCAUCCAGGACUUCUAUACCAGGCGGUGUCAGAGGAAGGCCCUAAAAAUGGUCAGACUCCAGCCGCCCUAGUCAUAGACUGUUCUCUCUGCUACCGCAUGGCAAGCGGUACCGGAGUGCCAUGUCUAGGUCCAAGAGGCUUCUAAACAGCUUCUACCCCCAAGCUAUAAGACUCCUGAACAUCUAAUCAAAUGGCUACCCAGACUAUUUGCAUUGCCCCCCCUCUUUUAUGCUGCUGCUACUCUGUUUAUUAUCUAUGCAUAGUCACUUUAUUAACUGUACCUACAUGUACAUAUUACCUCGACUAACCGGUGCCCCCGCACAUUGACUCGGUACCGGUGCCCCCUGUAUAUAGCCUCGCUAUUGUUGGUUUUACUGCUGCUCUUUUAAUUCUUUGGUACUUUUAUUUCGUAGUAUUUGAUAUUGUCUUUUUUGUGUCUUUUUUGUAUUUUUAUUUUCAUUUUAUUUUUGUAUUCUUUCUUAAAACUCCAUUGUUGGUUAAGGGUUUGUAAGUAAGCAUUUCCCUGUAAGGUCUACACCUGUUGUAUUCGGCGCAUGUGACAAAUACAAUUUGAUUUGAUCAUGGACUCCAUCAAUUACCAUGAGAUUUUAGGCCAAAACCUGUCUGCUUCUGCCAGGAGGCUAAAACUGGGUCGUCGUUGGAUCUUCCAGGAGGACAACGAUCCAAAGCAUACCUCAAAAUCCACACAAAUGGUUCACUGACCAUAGAAUCAAACUUUUGCAAUGGCCAUCCCAGUCCCCUGACCUAAACCCCAUUGAAAACCUGUGGGGUGAGCUGAAGAGGAGAGUCCACAAGUGAGGACCAAGGACUCUGAAGGAUCUGGAGAGUUUCUGUAUGGAGGAAUGGUCUCAAAUCUCUUCCUAUGUGUUCUCCCACCUCAUCAAACAUUAUAGGAGAUGACUCAGAGCUGUUGGCAAAGGGAGGGUGCACAAAGUACUAAAUGCAGGGGUGCCAAUAAUUGUGAUAUUUUACAUUUUAAAAAGUGUUGCAAGCACCAUGCUCUAACAACUGAGCCACACGGAACCAUGCAUGUUUUCGAAUAUAAAAUGUGUUUCUUGAUGACUAUCUUUGAACAAUUUUAACUAAAUUAAAGGUUAGAUUCAUGACAUUUUUUCACAGCCUUUUUUGUUCAUAUUUACCUAGGGUGCAAAUAAUUCAGUAGGGCACUGUAUGACACCUUCAAAUGGGGGGACUAGAUACAUAAAGCGCUUUCAUUUAAAAACUUUCAAACAGAUGUAUCAAAAUGUGGCAUUAUGUACGGUCGCCUUAUAAAACAUUUGUAUAGCCAAAUUAAAAGUUGUCGCUUCACUGUCCAAAUAAAUAUGUAGGAGAGUGUAUACAUGACCUCUCAAUCUUCCCCCUUUUAGGUAGUUAAGAGAGAGAGGGAUCUUGCUGAUUAAUAUGUAGUGUAGGGGAGUAGGCAGUGCUUCAACCAAUAUGAGACGAGGGGCAGCCAAAAAUCACAAGAACGACCCUCACUCUAGCUCCAAUAGAGCUGAUGUUGGUUGAAAUACAGUCUACUCCCCUCCACUACCUAUAAUCAGCAUUAUCCAUCUCUAAGUUACCUAAAAGGGAGAAUAUAGAAAGGUAAUUUUAUACAAUCAAUCAAAAAAUAAAUGUCUUGUUUGUUCCUGUAGAUUACCCAGAUGGCAUUAACUCCAGUGAAUACAUGGCCCAGCCAACCUCAUACCUCCCUGAGAACUUCACAUAUGCCCAGAACCUCCCCUGCCCAGAACGCUUACCUUCUAUGAGUAAGUAACCAGAACGCUUACCUUCUAUGAAUAAGUAACCAGAACGCUUGCCUUCUAUGAGUAAGUAACCAGAACGCUUGCCUUCUAUGAGUAAGUAACCAGAACGCUUGCCUUCUAUGAGUAAGUAACCAGAACGCUUGCCUUCAAACCAUCAAUUUGCCUACUGAGAGAGUAUUUUACCACUGGGUUUUCAAACACAGAGGCACAACAUCAUGAUACGGGAACUCGACAGACCAGACCGGGGUUUGGCAAGUCGCUGGGAGGAGUGAAAAAUGUGUCAUUUUCUCCAAAUCUAAAGACAACAUAGAUUCAAGCCAAUGUCUUAAGUAGCUGAAUCUGUCAUUACUAAAACCUUGUGAAAGUGACAAACGGACAUGAAUUUUUGUCAAAAACAACUUUAUAUCUAAGGAGUGCCUUCUGAUUUAACGGCCUGCACAUGCGCAGUUCUGCUCGACACGACCAUUAGUCCCGAUGACAUGUUUCUGCGCCUGAGCUGUGCUAGCUAACAUCGUGAUCAGAGAUUUCUAUUGGAGAAUCAGUUUCUGCUUAUCUUCAUACUGUACUAUGAUCAGGUCAUGUAACUCUCAUGAGAUAAGCUACUCUUGGCUGUCUCUUUGUGCUUCCUCUUUCUCUUACUAUUUCUCGCUCCUCAUUCUGUCACACUGCCUCUCCCUCUAGGAUGUGUGUGGCUUAUCAUGCCGGUUAGAUCUACAUAUGCACUUUGGUUACAGUUAAACGUAUUGCAUUACCAAUUGUCGCCUCUGUGCUAUCAAUGAAAUCUGAAGACAAAUGGUAGGAGAGUUCCAUGACACAUCCAGUACAAUCAGAAAGUAUUCAGAUCCCUUGACUCCCAAUCUACAUACAAUAAUCCAUAUGAUGAAGCAAAAACAGGUUUUUAGAAAUGUUUGCAAAUGUAUUAUAAAUAAAAACACUGAAAUAUCUCUUCCUAGAGCCUAUGUGAUUACAGCUUCAAGUCUUCUUUGGUAUGAUGCUACAAGCUUGGCACACCUGUAUUUGGGGAGUUUCUCCCAUUCUUCUUUGCAGAUCCUCUCAAGCUCUGUCAGGUUGGAUGGGGAUCGUCGCUGCACAGCUAUUUUCAGGUCUCUCCAGAGAUGUUUCAUUGGGUUCACGUCUGGGCUCUGGCUGGGCCAUUCAAGGACAUUCAGAGACUUGUCCCGAAGCCACUCCUGCAUUGUCUUGGCUAUGUGCUUAGGGUCAUUGUCCUGUUGGAAGGUAAACCUUCGCCCCAGUCUGAGGUCCUGAACGCUCUGGAGCAGGUUUUCCUCAAGGAUCUCUCUGUACUUUGCUCCGUUCAUCAUUCCCUCGAUCCUGACUAGUCUCCCAGUCCCUGCUGCUGAAAAACAUCCCCACAGCAUGAUGCUACCACCCAUGCUUCACCGUAGGGAUGGUGCCAGGUUUCCUCCAGACGUGACGCUUGGCAUUCAGGUUAAAGAGUUCAAUCUUGGACUCAUCAGACCAGAGAAUCUUGUUUUUCAUGGUCUGAGAGUCCUUUAGGUGCCUUUUGGCAAACUCCAAGUGGGCUGUCGUGCCAUUUUACUGAGAAGUGGCUUUCGUCUGGCCAUUCUACAAUAAAGGCCUGAUUUGGUGGAGUGCUGCAGAGAUGGUUGUCCUUCUGGAAGGUUCUCCCAUCUCCACAGAGGAACUCUGGAGCUCUGCCAGAGUGACCAUUGUAGUGACCAAGUUGUAGAAAUAUCUCAAGGAUGAUCAAUGGAAACAGGAUUCACCUGAGCUCAAUUUUGAGUCUCAUAGCAAAGGGUCUGAAUGCUUAUUUAAAUAAGGGAUCUGUUCUUUUUUUUAAAAUACAUUUGCAAAAAUGUCUAAACCUGUUUUCUCUUUGUCAUUAUGGGGUAUUGUGUGUAGAUUGAUGAGGAAAAAGUGUUAUUUAAGGCUGUAACGUAACAAACUGUGGAAAAAGUGAAGGGGUGUGAAUACUUUCCGAAUGCAUUGUACAUACACCCCCCCCCCCCCCCUCUCUGUCCAGUGCUUAGGCCUCGUAUUUUGCUUUUACUUGAAUUUGACUUUAAUCAAAUUUGGUUUACAACAACAGGGUUGGGUCUAUUUCAGCUCUAGCACUACGACUGUGUUCAUCAUGACAAUUCAUCAAUGCGUGAUAUCUUUUUUCUACCCGCAUGGAUUGAAAACCCAUGAUUACUGACAGUAUGACAUAAGGCUAAUUUAUAGUUGCAAAUGUGACAUUUAGUGCCUUCUCUGUAGGCUAUGUCCUUCUAUUCUCCAUAACUGACGUUUGUAAAACAGGUGUGUGUGUGUGUGUGUGUAUUGUGGGUUCUCAGAGGGUCCUAUGGAUGUGAAUAUGACUAAGCAGUCCCUCCAGGAUUUUGCAAUUCUACGCUCAACUUUCUUUGGCAAAACAACAAUUCCCCCCCCAUAUUACACAAAUUGGACAUAUCACUGCACUGUUUCAGCAUAAAACAGUUCAAUCAAAGCAAUAUUACCACAUAAAAUGGUUCAAUCAAGCCACAUGUCAACAAACCUUUUUCUGCGUCAGCACAUAGGCCAAAUGUAAGAAUUGCCGCAGAAAAAUCCAAAUUUUUUGCCCGCAACAAAAAGAAAAGAGAAAAGAAACGUAGUGAAAUCCUGGAGGGACUGACUAAGAUCCCACAGUGUGUGUGUGUGUUUGUUUACUGAAGGUUUAUGUGUAUGUUCUCAGAGGGUCCGAUGGAUGUCAAUAUGACUGAGAUCCCUAUGGAGGAGAUUGAUCUGAAGUUCACUAAGUAUCUGGAUGUUCACUUUGGAGGACACUGGAAACCCAAGGACUGUAAACCACGCUGGAAGGUAUGACUGUUGACAUGGAUUACUGACGAAAUGUGUGUGCUUGUGUGUUUCAGUUAUUUUACUACUGUUAGAUAAUGAAAUUGAACUGUAGCCAUAUUUGUAUACACCUGUGUCUUCUAUUAGAAGCAUAUGAUGUUCUACUUUAUUCUGGUUCUGUCUGCCCUGCUCCCUCUGUAUUAGAUGCACAUGAGCUUAUACAUGCUGUGGGUGUGUCUGACUCUCCUGCUCCCUGUGUAGGUGGCUAUCCUGAUCCCCUUCCGUAACCGCCACGAGCACCUUCCCAUCCUGUUCCAGCACCUCACCCCAAUGCUGCAGAGACAGCGACUGCAGUUUGCAUAUUACGUCGUCGAGCAGGUAACACGGCUUUAAACACGUCUGUAAACAAGUUCUGUUAUUAUUGCACAGAUUUAGUCUCCCUUCUUUCUAUUCAGCCUCUCUACUUUGUCAACUCUGCCACCCACUGGUGAGAAAUGUAGAAUCUAUGAUGUAGAUAGUUUAGCUCACAACGUUGCUCUCUCUUCGACCUCCCCUCUCUCUCCCCUUCUCCUUCUUUCUUUCUCCCUCCCUCCAUCCAUCACUCUCUUUCUCUCUCCCUUCUCAGUUUGUGACCCAGUCAGUGUUAAUUUUGGCACUCUUUUUAAUUUUUUUUAAUUUAGUCUAGUCUUAGUCACAUUUUUGUUAUUCGAAUAAUGAUUUAGUCUAGUUAUUGUCAAAAUGAUGAAAACAGUGGGCCAUUGUCAUCAACUAAAUGGCCUUUUAUUUUAGUCACAUUUUAGUCAUCAAUUUCUUUAUUGCCUCAUUAACCAAUAGUAACCAUAAAUCACUGACUUUGAUGUCCUACCAACAUAUUUUUCGGCAUAACAUCCUAUCGCAUGAUUCUCUUCCCAAAAGCCAAAUUGAAAAAGAUGAGAGAGGCCUGUAAUUUUCAUCAUAGGUACACGUCAACUAUGACAGACAAAAUGAGGAAAAAAAAUCCAGAAAAUCACAUUGUAGGAUUUUUAAUGAAUUUAUUAGCAAAUUAUGGUGGAAAAUAAGUAUUUGGUCAAUAACAAAAGUUUCUCAAUACUUUGUUAUAUACCCUUUGUUGGAAAUGACACAGGUCAAACGUUUUCUGUAAGUCUUCACAAGGUUUUCACACACUGUUGCUGGUAUUUUGGCCCAUUCCCCCAUGCAGAUCUCCUCUAGAGCAGUGAUGUUUUGGGGCUGUCGCUGGGCAACACGGACUUUCAACUCCCUCCAAAGAUUUUCUAUGGGGUUGAGAUCUGGAGACUGGCUAGGCCACUCCAGGACCUUGAAAUGUUUCUUACGAAGCCACUCCUUCGUUGCCCGGGCGGUGUGUUUGGGAUCAUUGUCAUGCUGAAAGAACAAGCCACGUUUCAUGUUCAAUGCCCUUGCUGAUGGAAGGAGGUUUUCACUCAAAAUCUCAUGAUACAUGGCCCCAUUCAUUCUUUCCUUUACACGGAUCAGUCGUCUUUGCACCUCUGUCCUCCACUCGUUACCUGUAUUAAUGGCACCUGUUUGAACUUGUUAUCAGUAUAAAAGACACCUGUCCACAACCUCAAACAGUCAUACUCCAAACUCCACUAUGGCCAAGACCAAAGAGCUGUCAAAGGACACCAGAAACAAAAUUGUAGACCUGCACCAGGCUGGGAAGACUGAAUCUGCAAUAGGUAAGCAGCUUGGUUUGAAGAAAUCAACUGUGGGAGCAAUUAUUAGGAAAUGGAAGACAUACAAGACCACUGAUAAUCUCCCUCGAUCUGGGGCUCCAUGCAAGAUCUCACCCCGUGGGGUCAAAAUGAUCACAAGAACGGUGAGCAAAAAUCCCAGAACCACACGGGGGGACCUAGUGAAUGACCUGCAGAGAGCUGGGACCAAAGUAACAAAGCCUACCAUCAGUAACACACUACGCCGCCAGGGACUCAAAUCCUGCAGUGCCAGACGUGUCCCCCUGCUUAAGCCAGCAUGUCCAGGCCCGUCUGAAGUUUACUAGAGUGCAUUUGGAUGAUCCAGAAGAGGAUUGGGAGAAUGUCAUAUGGUCAGAUAAAACCAAAAUAUAACUUUUUGGUAAAAACUCAACUCGUCGUGUUUGGAGGACAAAGAAUGCUGAGUUGCAUCCAAAGAACACCAUACCUACUGUGAAGCAUGGGGGUGGAAACAUCAUGCUUUGGGGCUGUUUUUAUGCAAAGGGACCAGGACGACUGAUCCGUGUAAAGGAAGGAAAGAAUGAAUGGGGCCAUGUAUCGUGAGAAUUUGAGUGAAAACCUCCUUCCAUCAGCAAGGGCAUUGAAGAUGAAACGUGGCUGGGUCUUUCAGCAUGACAAUGAUCCCAAACACACCGCCCCGGACAACGAAGGAGUGGCUUCGUAAGAAGCAUUUCAAGGUCCUGGAGUGGCCUAGCCAGUGUCCAGAUCUCAACCCCAUAGAAAAUCUUUGGAGGGAGUUGAAAGUCCGUGUUGCCCAGCGACAGCCCCAAAACAUCACUGCUCUAGAGGAGAUCUGCAUGGAGGAAUGGGCCAAAAUAACAGCAACAGUGUGUGAAAACCUUGUGAAAACUUACAGAAAACGUUUGACCUGUGUCAUUGCCAACAAAGGGUAUAUAACAAAGUAUUGAGAAACUUUUGUUAUUGACCAAAUACUUAUUUGCAAAUAAAUUCAUAAAAAAUCCUACAAUGUGAUUUUCUGGAUUUUUUUUCUUCUCAUUUUGUCUGUCAUAGUUGACGUGUACCUAUGAUUAACAUUACAGGCCUCUCUCAUCUUUUUAAGUGGGAGAACUUGCACAAUUGGUGGCUGACUAUACUUUUUUUCCUCACUGUGUGUAUGUGUGUAUGUAUGUAUGUGUAUAUGUGUAUAUGUAUGUAUGUAUGUGUGUGUGUAUAUAUAUAUAUAUAUACACAUACAUACAUACAUACAUACAUACAUACAUACAUACACUGCUCAAAAAAAUAAAGGGAACACUUAAACAACACAUCCUAGAUCUGAAUGAAUGAAAUAGUCUUAUGAAUUACUUUUUUCUUUACAUAGUUGAAUGUGCUGACAACAAAAUCACACAAAAAUUAUCAAUGGAAAUCAAAUUUAGCAACCCAUGGAGAUCUGGAUUUGGAGUCACCCUCAAAAUUAAAGUGGAAAACCACACUACAGGCUGAUCCAACUUUGAUGUAAUGUCCUUAAAACAAGUCAAAAUGAGGCUCAGUAGUGUGUGUGGCCUCCACGUGCCUGUAUGACCUCCCUACAACGCCUGGGCAUGCUCCUGAUGAGGUGGCGGAUGGUCUCCUGAGGGAUCUCCUCCCAGACCUGGACUAAAGAAUCCGCCAACUCCUGGACAGUCUGUGGUGCAACGUGGCGUUGGUGGAUGGAGCGAGACAUGAUGUCCCAGAUGUGCUCAAUUGGAUUCAGGUCUGGGGAACAGGCAGGCCAGUCCAUAGCAUCAAUGCCUUCCUCUUGCAGGAACUGCUGACACACUCCAGCCACAUGAGGUCUAGCAUUGUCUUGCAUUAGGAGGAACCCAGGGCCAACUGCACCAGUAUAUGGUCUCACAAGGGGUCUGAGGAUCUCAUCUCGGUACCUAAUGGCAGUCAGGCUACGUCUGGCGAGCACAUGGAGGGCUGUGCGGCCCCCCAAAGAAAUGCCACCCCACACCAUGACUGACCCACCGCCAAACCGGUCAUGCUGGAGAAUGUUGCAGGCAGCAGAACGUUCUCCACGGCGUCUCCAGACUCUGUCACAUCUGUCACAUGUGCUCAGUGUGAACCUGCAUUCAUCUGUGAAGAGCACAGGGCGCCAGUGGCGAAUUUGCCAAUCUUGGUGUUCUCUGGCAAAUGCCAAACGUCUUGCACGGUGUUGGGCUGUAAGCACAACCCCCACCUGUGGACGUCGGGCCCUCAUACCACCCUCAUGGAGUCUGUUUCUGACCGUUUGAGCAGACACAUGCACAUUUGUGGCCUGCUGGAGGUCAUUUUGCAGGGCUCUGGCAGUGCUCCUCCUGCUCCUCCUUGCACAAAGGCGGAGGUAGCGGUCCUGUUGCUGGGUUGUUGCCCUCCUACGUCUCCUGAUGUACUGGCCUGUCUCCUGGUAGCGCCUCCAUGCUCUGGACACUACGCUGACAGACACAGCAAACCUUCUUGCCACAGCUCGCAUUGAUGUGCCAUCCUGGAUGAGCUGCACUACCUGAGCCACUUGUGUGGGUUGUAGACUCCGUCUCAUGCUACCACUAGAGUGAAAGCACUGCCAGCAUUCAAAAGUGACCAAAACAUCAGCCAGGAAGCAUCUGCAGAACCACUUCUUUAUUGGGGGUGUCUUGCUAAUUGCCUAUAAUUUCCAUCUGUUGUCUAUUCCAUUUGCACAACAGCAUGUGACAUUUAUUGUCAAUCAGUGUUGCUUCCUAAGUGGACAGUUUGAUUUCACAGAAGUGUGAUUGACUUGGAGUUACAAUGUGUUGUUUAAGUGUUCCCUUUAUUUUUUCGAGCAGUGUGUAUAUGUAUAUAUAUAUAUAUAUAUACACAGUGGGGAGAACAAGUAUUUGAUACACUGCUGAUUUUGCAGGUUUUCCUACUUACAAAGCAUGUAGAGGUCUGUAAUUUUUAUCAUAGGUACACUUCAACUGUGAGAGACGGAUUCUAAAACAAAAAUCCAGAAAAUCACAUUGUAUGAUUUUUAAGUAAUUAAUUUGCAUUUUAUUGCAUGACAUAAGUAUUUGAUACAUCAGAAAAGCAGAACUUAAUAUUUGGUACAGAAACCUUUGUUUGCAAUUACAGAGAUCAUACGUUUCCUGUAGGUCUUGACCAGGUUUGCACACACUGCAGCAGGGAUUUUGGCCCACUCUUCCAUACAGACCUUCUCCAGAUCCUUCAGGUUUCGGGGCUGUCGCUGGGCAAUACGGACUUUCAGCUCCCUCCAAAGAUUUUCUAUUGGGUUCAGGUCUGGAGACUGACUAGGCCACUCCAGGACCUUGAGAUGCUUCUUACGGAGCCACUCCUUAGUUGCCCUGGCUGUGUGUUUCGGGUCGUUGUCAUGCUGGAAGACCCAGCCACGACCCAUCUUCAAUGCUCUUACUGAGGGAAGGAGGUUGUUGGCCAAGAUCUCGCGAUACAUGGCCUCAUCCAUCCUCCCCUCAAUCCUACUCAUCCUUCUUCUUCCUCCAAACAUGGCGAGUGGAGUUUAGACCAAAAAUCUCUAUUUUUGUCUCAUCAGACAACAUGACCUUCUCCCAUUCCUCCUCUGGAUCAUCCAGAUGGUCAUUGGCAAACUUCAGACGGGCCUGGACAUGCGCUGGCUUGAGCAGAGGGACCUUGCGUGCGCUGCAGGAUUUUAAUCCAUGACUGCGUAGUGUGUUACUAAUGGUUUUCUUUGAGACUGUGGUCCCAGCUCUCUUCAGGUCAUUGACCAGGUCCUGCCGUGUAGUUCUGGGCUGAUCCCUCACCUUCCUCAUGAUCAUUGAUGCCCCACGAGGUGAUAUCUUGCAUGGAGCUCCAGACCGAGGUUGAUUGACUGUCAUCUUGAACUUCUUCCAUUUUCUAAUUAUUGCGCCAACAGUUGUUGCCUUCUCACCAAGCUACUUGCCUAUUGUCCUGUAGCCCAUCCCAGCCUUGUGCAGGUCUACAAUUUUAUCCCUGAUGUCCUUACACAGCUCUCUGGUCUUGGUCAUUGUGGAGAGGUUGGAGUCUGUUUGAUUGAGUGCGUGGACAGGUGUCUUUUAUACAGGUAGCGAGUUCAAACAGGUGCAGUUAAUACAGGUAAUGAGUGGAGAACAGUGAAAAACUAACAGGUCUGUGAGAGCCGGAAUUCUUACUGGUUGGUAGGUGAUCAAAUACUUAUGUCAUGCAAUAAAAUGCAAAUGAAUUACAUACAAUGUGAUUUUCUGGAUUUUUGUUUUAGAUUCCGUCUCUCACAGUUGAAGUGUACCUAUGAUAAAAAUUACAGACCUCUACAUGCUUUGUAAGUAGGAAUAUCGGCAGUGUAUCAAAUACUUGUUCUCCCCACUGUAUAUACACACACUACCGUUCAAAAGUUUGGGGUCACUUAGAAAUGUCCUUGUUUUCGAAAGAAAAGCAAUUUUUCUGUCCAUUAAAAUAACAUCAAACUGAUCAGAAAUGCAGUGUAGACAUUGUUAAUGUUGUAAAUGGCUAAUGUAGCUGGAACCGGCAGAUUUUUAAUCGACUAUCUACAUAGGCGUACAGAGGCCCAUUAUCAGCAACCAUCAGUCCUGUGUUCCAAUGGCACGUUGUGUUUGCUAAUCCAAGUUUAUAAUUUUAAAAGGGUAAUUGAUCGUUAGAAAACCCUUUUGCAAUGAUGUUAGCACAGCUGAAAACUGUUUUGCUGAUUUUAAAGAAGCAAUAAAACUGGCCUUCUUGAGACUAGUUGAGUAUCUGGAGCAUCAGCAAUUUUGGGUUCAAUUACAGGCACAAAAUGGCCAGAAACAAUUAACUUUCUUAUGAAACUCGUCAGUCUAUUGUUGUUCUGCGAUAUGAAGGCUAUUCCAUGCGAGAAAUUGCCAAGAAACUGAAGAUCUCGUACAACGCUGUGUACUACUCCCUUCACAGGACAGCGCAAACUGUCUCUAACCAGAAUAGAAAGAGAAGUGGGAGGCCCCGGUGCACAACUGAGCAAGAGGACAAAUAUAUUAGUGUCUAGUUUGAGAAACAGACGCCUCACAGGUCCUCAACUGGCAGCUUCAUUAAAUAGUACCCGCAAAUCACCAGUCUCAACGUCAACAGUGAAGAGGCGACUCCAGGAUGCUGAACUUCUAGGCAGAGUUGCAAAGAAAAAGCCAUAUCUCAGACUGGCCAAUAAAAAUAAAAGAUUAAGAUGGGCAAAAGAACAUAGACACUGGACAGAGGAAGAUUGGAAAAGUGUUAUGGACCAGACGAAUCGACGUUUGAGGUGUUCGGAUCACAAAGAACAACAUUUGUGAGAUGCAGACCAAAUAAAAAGAUGCUGGAGGAGUGCUUGAUGCCAUCUGUCAAGUAUGGUGGAGGCAAUGUGAUGGUCUGGGGGUGCUUUGGUGGUGGUAAAGUGGGAGAUUUGUACAGGGUAAAAGAUAUCUUGAAGAAUGAAGGCCAUCACUCCAUUUUGCAACGCCAUGCCAUACCCUGUGAACAGCGCUUGAUUGGAGCCAGUUUCCUCCUACAACAGGACAAUGACCCAAAGCACAGCUCCAAACUAUGCAAGAACUAUUUAGGGAAGAAGCAGUCAGCUGGUAUUCUGUCUAUAAUGGAGUGACCAGCACAGUCACCGGAUCUCAACCCUAUUGAGCUGUUGUGGGAGCAGCUUGACCGUAUGGUACGUAAGAAGUGCCCAUCAAGCCAAUCCAACUUGUGGGAGGUGCUUCAGGAAGCAUGGGGUGAAAUCUCUUCAGAUUACCUCAACAAAUUGACAACUAGAAUGCCUAAGGUCUGCAAGGCUGUAAUUGCUGCAAAUGGAGGAUUCUUUGAUGAAAGCAAAGUUUGAAGGACACAAUUGUUAUUUCAAUUAAAAAUCAUUAUUUCUAACCUUGUCAAUGAGUACAUUUCCUAUGCAUUUUGCUAUAUUUCGUAUUCAAACUCAUUUCAUGUAUGUUUUCAUGGAAAACAAGGACACUUCUAAGUGACCCCAAACUUUUGAACGGUAGUUUGUGUGUGUGUGUGUGUGUAUAUAUGGUAUAUACACACAGUACCAGUCAAAAGUUUGGACACACCUACUCAUUCAAGGGUUUUUCUUUAUUUUGACUCUUUUCUACAUUUUAGAAUAAUUGUAAAACUAUUAAUAACACAUAUGGAAACAUGUAGUAACCAAAAAAGUGUUAAACAAAUGAAAAUAUAUUUUAGAUUCUUCAAAGUAGCCACCCUUGCCUUGAUGACAGCUUUGCACACUCUUGGCAUUCUCUCAACCAGCUUCACCUCGAAUGCUUUGCCAACAGUUUUGAAGGAGUUCCCACAUAUGCUGAGCACUUGUUGGCUGCUUUUCCUUCACUCUGCGGUCCAACUCAUCCCAAACCAUCUCAACUCGUGUCUCCCGAGUGGCGCAGUGGUCUAAGGCACUGCAUCACAGUGCUAGCUGUGCCACUAGAGAUCCUGGUUCGAAUCCAGGCUCUGUCGUAGCCGGCCGUGACCGGGAGACCCAUGGGGCGGCGCACAAUUGGCCCAGCGUCGUCCAGGGUAGGGGAGGGAAUGGCCGGCAGGGAUGUAGCUCAGUUGGUAGAGCAUGGCGUUUGCAACGCCAGGGUUGUGGGUUCCAUUCCCACGGUGGGGCCAGUAUGAAAAAAAAAAAAAAAAUAUAUAUAUAUAUAUAUAUAUAUAUAUAUAUAUAUAUAUAUAUAUAUAUAUAUAUAUAUAUAUAUAUAUAUAUAUUUGUAUGCACUCACUUAACUGUAAGUCGCUCUGGAUAAGAGCGUCUGCUAAAUGACUAAAAUGUAAAUGUAAAAUGUAAAUGUAAUUGGGUUGACUUUGGGUGAUUGUGGACCAGGUCGUCUGAUGCAGCACUCCAUCACUCUCCUUCUUGGUAAAAUAGCCCUUACACAGCCUGGAGGUGUGUUGGGUCAUUGUCCUGUUGAAAAAUAAAUCAUAUUCUGAGGCUGGUAACUCUAAUGAACUUAUCCUCUGCAGCAGAGGUAACUCUGGGACUUCCAUUCCUGUGGAGCCAGUUUCAUCAUAGCGCUUGAUGGUUUUUGUGACUGCACUUAAAGAAACUUUAAAAGUUAUUAAAAUGUUCCGUAUUGACUGACCUUCAUAUCUUAAAGUAAUGAUGGACUGUCAUUUCUCUUUGCUUAUUUGAGCUGUUCUUGCCAUAAUAUGGACUUGGUCUUUUACCAAAUAGGAUUAUCUUCUGUAUACCACCCCUACCUUGUCACAACACAACUGAUUGGCUCAAAUGCAAAUGAACUUUUAACAAGGCCUGUUAAUUGAAAUGCAUUCCAGGUGACUACCUCGUGAAGCUGGUUGAGAGGAUGCCAAGAGUGUACAAAGCUGUCAAAGGCAACGAGUCGGGAGUUUACAUACACCUUAGCCAAAUAUAUUUAAACUCAGUUUUUCACAAUUCCUGACAUUUAAUCCUAGUAACAAUUCCCUAUCUUAGGUUAGUUAAGAUCACCACUUUAUUUUAAGAAUGUGAAAUGUCAGAAUAAUAGUAGAGAGAAUGACCUAUUCAUCUAACGAAACAGGCCCAGGGGCUGGGCAUACACUGUCAUUAAAGGAAUCAUUAGGAUAAUGCACUUUUACUGUUUGAACAAAUCAUGAUUUUAGCAGCCAAAAAUUUGAAGUUUUGAAACUUAGUAGUGAGGUGACCUUGUAAUAAAUGUUCAGCUCGCACUGAUGCGAUCAACAUUUUUUUAAACUCUCACAGCCAAGUCAAAUGGUCGCAAAACGUGACUGAAUGGUUGCAGUCUGGAGCCCUGCCCCUUGACAUGAUAUAGCUAUAUUCUAAUCAAAGUUCUCUCAUAGGUAGUGGUCUGAUAGGUUGCAGCAAACUAAUUAGCUAGCAUUAUUUAUCUCUUAUUACCUGAGCGUAUAUAUUGGAAUGAUGCGCUUUCUGAUGUCUCUUGAGGUUGGUAGUAUUUUUCCCUGUCAGAUUGUAGGUGCAAACACUCUCUUCUCCCAUGGAAACGUUGCAUUCGGUCUUGUUUGAAUCGACAUGAUAAGUAAAGUGGCUCCAAACAUCGACCUUUUUCUACCGGGAGCUUGUACCAUAAGGAGAGUAGCCAUGGCGUGUGCCUUAUUUGCAUCAAUGAUUUGUUUGUCAGCCAGAUUGGAGAACGGUUGCCGGGUAGAGAGGUGACUCGUGAAUGACCUGGGCAUGAUAUUUAUUUUCUACCGCAUUGCAACAUUGCGAUCAGAAAUCCUUACAAUUCUGCUAAUGUCAUGCAUGCUUUUGAUUGGACCAAACGAAGAACACUGAAAAGCUCUCAAUCUCUCCAAAAACUCUUGUACAGUCCACUUACUAGUCAGAUUUUAGUCACAGAGAGAGUCUCAUUUUCGUCAACCGAAGUGAAAAAUCAGUUUUGUUUAGUUAUAGUUUUUUCUGGGUCUAUUUAGUCAGUUAUGGGCUUGUCAAUUGCCACUGAAAAAUAGGUGUUUGACAAAUAUUUCCGUUACUAUUUUUGUUGACAAAAUGUGACACUGGACCAGCCCUUCAAUAGGGCCAUGUUGUUUAACAUGGUUUAGGGUUAGUCUAACUCUUCUCUCUCCCUCCAUCAGUCUGGUACCCAGCCGUUCAACAGAGCAAUGUUGUUUAACGUGGGUUUCCUGGAAGCCAUGAAGGAUCUGGACUGGGACUGUCUGGUGUUCCACGAUGUCGACCACAUCCCAGAGAACGACCGUAACUACUACGGCUGUGGUCAGAUGCCUCGCCACUUCGCAGCCAAACUGGACAAGUACAUGUACCUGUAAGUCAUGGCUUAAAUCAGUCCGGAAUUGGCGAAAAAUUGCAAAAUGCUAUUUUUCAGCAAAUAUCCUACAAUUCUAUAUAUUUCUCCAUGUAGCUUAGAGAACAUUUUGCAGCGUGAAAGCAGAUUUCCUGCAAUUCUGAGCAUUUUGUCAUGGCUAAUUUUGUAUUCUAAUGCUCAAACAUUAUAAAAAAUAAAUAAAUGGGACCCUGAUGGCGAGUGCACCAUCAGUAAUCCAGCUAUGCCAAACAUACUCCUAAAUUCAUUGUUUUUAGAAGUUUUCAUUCUCCCUGAAUGUCUUGCUUUUAUUUUGGUGAUUUCUAGUUCCUCAACGAAUAUUUAAAAAAAAUAUAUAUGUCAAUUAUUUUUUCUACAUACUUUAGUCAUACUUUAGUCAUUUAAGUUUACACUUAGUGUUUUUCCAAUCCAGAAAAUGUAUUUCUAAAAAUUAUAAUAAUAAUCAUUAUUAUUCAUUUUUUGGUGUGGCGGCAACAAUUCAGCAGCGGCGGUGCGCUGCUGCUAAAUGAAUACAGGGGAAACACUGUGGUCCUGGAGUAAGGCUUAAUUUAUGAACAGAUUUUCCCCUCUGGUUAUGUGUGUCUCUUCUAAAUUUGCAGACUGUAUGGUAAAUUGUCUGAAAACAUAAUUGUGGGUCUGUGUGUCUGUGUGUUGUAUCACAGACAGACUUGUUCUUUUGUUACCUGGUUGCUUUCCUGUGAUACUGACUGGUAAGGUCUCUCUCUUUCUUUUUCCUUUCUGUCGUUUCGUUCAAAACUCAAUCUUUCCCCAGGCCAAGCUAGGCUAUGUUGUCUGUUCUCUGUCCGUGUUGAAUGUGUGGUGCGCGUGUUACAAGUGUGUGUCCCGUGUGUGUGUAACACUGUGUGUGUUGUCCACAGACUACCCUAUAGUGAGUUCUUUGGGGGCGUGAGUGGACUCACAGUGGAACAGUUCCGCAAGAUUAACGGCUUUCCCAAUGCAUUCUGGGGCUGGGGAGGAGAGGACGAUGACCUUUGGAACAGGUCUGUUAGUGUGUGUCUGCGUGCGUGCGCCUGUGUGUGUUUGAGAGAGACAAAUCUGUUAUCUGAUUGGGUAACUUAAUGAAAGGGUUUGUUUGUCCCUCUCUCUCAUAGAGUGCACUAUGCUGGUCUGAACAUCACAAGGCCGGAGGGAGAAAUGGGUAAAUACAAGUCCAUCCCACACCACCACCGGGGAGAGGUGCAGUUCCUGGGCAGGUUAGUACAUGCAUGCUAGCAGUGCAUAGCAGGCGCCGUCACCAUGUCAAAGAAUGUUUACCUAACGUUAACUCAAACAUCACAUUAGCUUAACUCUGUCAAUGCAGCGUUGCUCCAGGAAGUCCUUGUUAUAUGUGGUAUUCAUGAGAAUACACUACAUGACCAAAAGUAUGUGGACACCUGCUAGUCGAACAUCUCAUUCCAAAAUCAUGGGCAUUAAUAUGGAGUUGGUCCCCCGUUUGCUGCUAUAACAGCCUCCACUCUUCUAGGAAGGCUUUCCACUAGAUGUUGGAACAUUGCUGCAGGGACUUGCUUCCAUUCAGCCACAAGAGCAUUAGUGAGUUUGGGCACUGAUGUUGGGUGAUUAGGCCUGGCUCGCAGUCGGCGUUCCAAUUCAUUCCAAAGGUGUUCGAUGGGGUUGAGGUCAGUGCUCUGUGCAGGCCAGUCAAGUUCUUCCACACCGAUCUCGACAAACCAUUUCUGUAUGGACUUCACUUUGUGCAAGGGGGCAUUGUCAUGCUGGAACAGGAAAGGGCCUUCCCCAAACUGUUGCCACAAAGUUGGAAUCACAGAAUCGUUUAGAAUGUCAUUGUAUGCUGUAGGGUUAAGAUUUCCCUUCACUGGAACUAAAGGGCCUAGCCCAAACCAUGAAAAACAGCCCCAGACCAUUAUUCCUCCUCCACCAAACUUUACAGUUGGCACUAUGCAUUCGGGCAGGUAGCGUUCUCCUGACAUCCGCCAAACCCAGAUUAGUCCGUCGGACUGCCAGAUGGUGAAGAGUGAUUCAUCACUCCAGAGAACGCGUUUCCACUGCUCCAGAGUCCAAUGGCGGCCAGCUUUACAUCACUCCAGCCGACGCUUGGCAUUGCGCAUGGUGAUCUUAGGCUUGUGUGCGGCUGCUCGGCCAUGGAAACCCAUUUCAUGAAGCUCCCGACGAACAGUUAUUGUGCUGACAUUGCUUCCCGAGGCAGCUAGGAACUUGGUAGUGAGUGUUGCAACCGAGGACAGAUUAAUUUUACACGCUUCAGCACUCGGCGGUCCCGUUCUGUGAGCUUGUGUGGCCUACAACUUCGCGGCUGAGCCGUUGUUGCUCCUAGACAUUUCCACUUUACAAUAACAGCACUUGCAGUUGACCGGGGAAGUUCUAGCAGGGCAAAAAUUUGAAAUUACUUGUUGGAAAGGUGGCAUCCUAUGACUGUGCCAUGUUGACAGUCACUGAACUCUUGAGUAAGGCCAUUCUACUGCCAAUGUUUGUCAAUGGAGAUUGCAUGGCUGUGUGCUCGAUUUUAUACCCCUGUAAGCAACGGGUGUGGCUGAAAUAGCCAAAUCCACAAAUUUUAAGGGGUGUCCACAUACUUUUGUAUAUAUGGUGUACCUAAAACAGUCCCUUGCUUUAAAAAUCUCAAGGUAGUGAUCGCUGUUAAUCCUACUACUUGAGUGCAGCUGUUCCUCAUCUCUAUCGCCCUUUGCUGGCAGGAGUAAGUAACUGCAUUUAUAUUUUAUUUCAGUACUAUCAACCUUUCCCUGUAUCCAGCCAUCCAGACUUUCUGAUGUUUUACUUCACAUUGUAUGUACUAAAAGUAGUGCACUAUAUAGGGAAUUGAAUGUACCCCAGGUACUGGAAUAUUCAUCUGUUUAAUUUGUAUUAAUUUUAUUUAUUUAUCUCAACACAAUUUUGUGUUCACUGUAGCCUUGGUGCAACCACAGAGCUAUGAUUGUUAGAAUAAGAGUUGCUUACCUUCCAGGCCUAGUGUCAGUUGUUUUGUGUUUGUGUUUGCUGUGCAAGCAUUGAGUUAACUCCCUAUUCGUUGGCCAAGUCCCUUUCGCCCUGUUGACAGUCAUAGGUCCCUUUUAACAUAACAGUCACCCAGGUCUCAUCCUCAUACAGUCCCCAGAGUAACUCUGCACUAGAGGGCUAUGAGGGAAACCUUCAGCAUGGUAGAGAGUUCAAUCAAUCAAUCAAUUUUAUUUUAUAUAGCCCUUCUUACAUCAGCUAAUAUCUCGAAGUGCUGUACAGAAACCCAGCCUAAAACCCCAAACAGCUAGUAAUGCAGGUGUAGAAGCACGGUGGCUAGGAAAAACUCCCUAGAAAGGCAAAACCUAGGAAGAAACCUAGAGAGGAACCAGGCUAUGAGGGGUGGCCAGUCCUCUUCUGGCUGUGCCGGGUGGAGAUUAUAACAGAACCAUGCCAAGAUGUUCAAAAAUGUUCAUAAGUGACAAGCAUGGUCAAAUAAUAAUCAGGAAUAAAUCUCAGUUGGCUUUUCAUAGCCGAUCAUUAGAGUUUAAAACAGCAGGUCUGGGACAGGUAGGGGUUCCAUAACCGCAGGCAGAACAGUUUAAACUGGAAUAGCAGCAAGGCCAGGCGGACUGGGGACAGCAAGGAGUCACCACGGCCGGUAGUCCCGACGUAUGGUCCUAGGGCUCAGGUCUCUCAGUUGGCUUUUCAUAGCCGAUCAUUUAGAGUUGAAAACAGCAGGUCUGGGACAGGUAGGGGUUUCGUAGCCGCAGGCAGAACAGUUGAAACUGGAAUAGCAGCAAGGCCAGGCGGACUGGGGACAGCAAGGUGUCAUCAUGCCCGGUAGUCCUGACGUAUGGUCCUAGGGCUCAGGUUCUCAGAGAGAAAGAGAGAACGAGAGAAUUAGAGAGAGCAUACUUAAAUUCACACAGGACACUGGAUAAGACAGGAGAAGUACUCCAGGUAUAACCAACUAACCCCAGCCCCCCGACACAUAAACUACUGCAGCAUAAAUACUGGAGGCUGAGACAGGAGCGGUCCGGAGACACUGUGGCCCCAUCCGAAGAAACCCCCGGACAGGGCCAAACAGGAAGGAUAUAACCCCACCCACUCCGCCAAAGCACAGCCCCCGCACCACUAGAGGGAUAUCCCCAACCACCAACUUACAAUCCUGAGACAAGGCCGAGUAUAGCCCACAGAGGUCUCCACCACAGCACAAACCAAGGGGGGGGGGGGCGCCAACCCAGACAGGAAGAUCACGUCAGUAACUCAACCCACUCAAGUGACGCACCCCCCCCAGGGACGGCAUGAAAGAGCACCAGCAAGCCAGUGACUCAGCCCCUGCAACAGGGUUAGAGGCAGAGAACCCCAGUGGAGAGGGGAACCGGCCCGGCAGAGACAGCAAGGGCUGUUCGUUGCUCCAGCCUUUCCGUUCACCUUCACACUCCUGGGCCAGACUACACUCAAUCAUAUGACCUACUGAAGAGAUAAGUCUUCAGUAAAGACUUAAAGGUUGAGACCGAGUCUGCGUCUCUCACAUGGGUAGGCAGACUGUUCCAUAAAAAUGGAGAUCUAUAGGAGAAAGCCCUGCCUCCCGCUGUUUGCUUAGAAAUUCUAGGGACAAUUAGGAGGCCUGCGUCUUGUGACCGUAGCGUACGUAUUGGUAUGUACGGCAGGACCAACUCGGAAAGAUAGGUAGGAGCAAGCCCAUGUAACGCUUUAUAGGUUAACAGUAAAACCUUGAAAUCAGCCCUUGCCUUAACAGGAAGCCAGUGUAGGGAAGCUAGCACUGGAGUAAUAUGAUCAAAUUUCUUGGUUCUAGUCAGGAUUCUAGCAGCCGUAUUUAGCACUAACUGAAGUUUAUUUAGUGCUUUAUCCGGGUAGCCGGAAAAUAGAGCAUUGCAGUAGUCUAACCUAGAAGUAACAAAUGCAUGGAUUAAUUUUUCUGCAUCAUUUUUGGACAGAAAAUUUCUGAUUUUUGCAAUGUUACGUAGAUGGAAAAAAGCUGUCCUUGAAACAGUCUUGAUAUGUUCGUCAAAAGAGAGAUCAGGGUCAAGAGUAACGCCUAGGUCCUUCACAGUUUUAUUUGAGACGACUUUACAACCAUCAAGAUGAAUUGUCAGAUUUAACAGAAGUUCAGAUGCAGGGAAAGAGGGACAGAGGAGGAGAGAGGGCAGAAGAGAGUUUCUCUCUUUGGGUUAGAGUUUUCCUUCUGCAACUAGAGUACAAGCUCCUCCAGAUAGCUUUAAUGCUAAUGAAUCAGCUUACACUAACUAAAGGAUCCCCCUGGUUUCAUUAUGCAAAAGCUAACUAUGGAUCUCCCUAAUGUCAUUAGCAUUAAUGCUAACUAAGGAUCCCUGUGGUGGUGUGUAGAAUUGGAUUCAUUACUGUCAAUGCUAACUGCUAACUAGGCUAAUCCCCUUUCCUCUCCUCUCACUGUGACUCCAGGUAUAAUAGCUAACUGCUAGCUUAUCCUCCUCUCCCUGUGACUGCACCUGAAAUGGCACCCUGUUUCCUACACAGUUACCUACUUUUGAUCAGGGCCCCUAGGGAAUAAAUAUUUAUAUGUAGGGAAUAGGGUGCCAUUUCGAGCUGUGACUGCCGGUAUAAAUGCUAACUGCUAGCUAAUCCUCCUUCCCCUUCCUUUCCUCUCUCUGCAGGUACAAGCUGCUGAGGUAUUCCAAAGAGAGGCAGCACCUGGAUGGUCUGAACAACCUCAACUACACCCCUGAGAUCUCCCUGAGCUCCCUGUAUAAGAACAUCACCGUGGACCUGCACCCCGAUCAGGCCCCCAUCGCAGACUACUGA
Molecule: messenger RNA, 34665 nt
Organism: Coregonus sp. 'balchen'
Lineage: Eukaryota; Metazoa; Chordata; Actinopteri; Salmoniformes; Salmonidae
Source: the annotation of a GenBank genome assembly